AUGUUCCACCAACAUGUACCACCAACAUGUACGCCAACAUGUACCACCAACAUGUACCACCAACAUAUACCACCAACAUUUACCACCAACAUGUACCAUCAAUAUAUACCAACAACAUGCACCACCAACAUGUACCAUCAUCAUGUACCACCAACAUGUACCAUCAACAUGCACCACCAACAUGUACCAUCAACAUGCACCACCAACAUGUACCACCAACAUGUACCAUCAACAUGCACCACCAAUAUGUACCACCAACAUGUACCACCAACAUGCACCAUCAACAUGUACCAUCAACAUGCACCACCAACAUGUACCACCAACAUGUACCAUCAACAUUCACCACCAACAUGCACCACCAACAUGUACCACCAACAUGUACCAUCAACAUGUACCACCAACAUGUACCAUCAACAUGCACCACCAACAUGUAGAACCAACAUGUACCAUCAACAUGCACUAACCCUAACCCCUAACCCUAACCCUAACCAACAUGCACCACCAACAUGUACCACCAACAUGUACCAUCAACAUGUACCAUCAACAUGCAUCACCAACAUGUACCAUCAACAUGUACCAUCAACAUGUACCAUCAACAUGUACCAUCAACAUGUACCAUCAACAUGUACCACCAACAUGUACCACUAA
This is a messenger RNA of Biomphalaria glabrata, 648 nucleotides long. RefSeq names its product LIM domain-containing protein A-like. NCBI's taxonomy places the organism in Eukaryota, Metazoa, Mollusca, Gastropoda, Planorbidae. The transcript has a single exon. The record is from RefSeq and is a predicted model, not a curated record. Bases 1 to 648 code for a protein of 215 amino acids.